UAAAGAACUAUGCAAGGGUAUUUAUAGUUAUCUACUCCUGUUCUAUCCUUCGUUCCUUCCAGGCUCUACCCUGCUUGCAGUUAUCAUCAAUCAGAGCAAGAGAGCUGAGAAUGAGAGAGAGAGAGAGAGAGAGAGAGAGAGAGAGAGUUCUUCAUCAAAGUAAGGAACGGAGGUGAGCAUAGCCACCCCUACAAACCAGACUUGGCAGCUAAACGCAUACGAAGAAGAAGAUGGUGGUCGGAAACUCUGGCAGUGACGAGCAAAGCCACGCCUCCGAACCAGACAUUGGAAGCCCUAACGGUGGCGAUACUUUAGAUUCCGACCAAACCAACCACCGCCUGCGCAAAGAGUUCGACAGCACUUGUUCUACUCCUUACGUUAGUGCACCGUCAAGUCCAGACAACGUCCCCAGCGGCUACUUUUUCACUGCUCCGGCUAGUCCACUGCAUUUCGUUCUAUCUUCUUCGCUGCCGCCUUCUACAUCUGCUUCCGCGUUCGCUUUUUCCUCCAAUGACUCCUCUGUUUCUGGUUCCUUUGAGUUUGAUUUCUCCGCAAGGUUUCCUUCCAACACUUCGUCUUCUGCUGCUUCCAUGAUUUCUGCCGACGAAUUGUUUCUUAACGGCCGGAUUCGCCCGAUGAAACUUUCGUCUCACUUGCAGAGGCCUCAAGUCUUUGUCCCCUUGCUGAAUCUGGAAGGUGACGAAGAUUACGCUGGUAACAAUGGUGCGACAAAGCCGGAGUUCGAGAAAGGCGAGGAGGCGCUGAUGCUGAGGCUACACAACAGGUCUCAGCCUAGGAGGACAAGAUCUCUCUCUCCCCUGAGAAACCCCCAUUUUGAGUGGCACGACGAUGAAGAAGAACGAGAGACCAGUGAUCUCGAUUCGGAAGUUCUCGACCCUAAACAGGACGAAAAGUCAUCGACGGGAACGACUCCUGUAUCUGCUUCGUCUUCUAGGUCUUCUUCUGCGGGAAGGAGCUCCAAUAGAUGGAUCUUCUUGAAGGAAUUGCUCUACCGAAGCAAAAGCGAAGGUAGAGGGAACGUUAAGGAGAAGUUCUGGCGUUCCAUCUCUUUCUCUCCCGUCAAAGAUAAGAAACCUCCUCCUUCGUCGGUACCAACGACGGAAACCCAGAAACCAAAACGAACUCCCCAGGUUCCCUCUAAGAAAACUGCCCCAGCAGGAAAACCAACCAACGGUGUUGGUAACCGCAGAAUCCCUGUGUCACCUCACGAGCUCCAUUACACGAAAAACAGAGCCCAGGCGGAGGAGAUGAAGAAGAAAACAUUCUUGCCAUACAGGCAAGGACUGCUGGGAUUCUUAGGAUUUAGUUCAAAGGGUUAUGGUGCCAUGAACGGUUUUGCUCAAACCUUGAACCCAGUCUCUUCCUGAUAGUUUAUUCCAGGGUUCGAAGGGACGAUGAGAUACUACUAUCCUUGUUGAUUUUUGGCAAAAUUCUCAGCAGAUUAAGGAAUUGGAUAUUUUAGAACUUUAUUACCUUCUUUCCCAUCAAACUCUUUUAAUUGGAGCAUUAUCUCCAUUGAUCUCCUUGUUCACUAUGGUUCAAAAUUUAUUGGACAUUUAAAUGAAUGAUUUGAUGGUAGAAU
Molecule: messenger RNA, 1603 nt
Organism: Macadamia integrifolia
Lineage: Eukaryota; Viridiplantae; Streptophyta; Magnoliopsida; Proteales; Proteaceae
Exons: 1
Coding region: 231-1388 (385 amino acids)
Source: RefSeq, a predicted model, not a curated record